Molecule: messenger RNA, 2209 nt
Organism: Amblyraja radiata (thorny skate)
Lineage: Eukaryota; Metazoa; Chordata; Chondrichthyes; Rajiformes; Rajidae
Gene: dctn4
Product: dynactin 4
Exons: 14
Coding region: 46-1449 (467 amino acids)
Cellular component (GO): dynactin complex
Source: RefSeq, a predicted model, not a curated record
CGCGCAGGGUGCGUCGGGCCGGGCCGGCGGGCGCGGCGGAGGAAGAUGGCGUCGCUGCUGCAGCUGGAGCGGGUCGUGUACCUGGUGGACGGGGAGAAGCAGCAGCGGCUGCCGCUGUCGCAGCUCUACUUCUGCCGCUACUGCCACGAACUGCGCUCGCUGGAGUGUGUGUCGCAUGAGGUGGACUCCCAUUACUGCCCAAGUUGCCUGGAAAACAUGCCCUCGGCUGAGGCAAAACUGAAAAAGAACAGGUGUGCCAAUUGCUUUGAUUGUCCGAGCUGCAUGCAUACUCUUUCCACAAGGGCCACUAACAUCCCUGCACCCCUGCCUGAUGACCCGGCCAAGACUACCAUGAAGAAGGCUUACUACCUGGCCUGUGGCUUCUGUCGCUGGACCUCCCGGGAUGUUGGCAUGGCAGACAAAUCUGUUGCCAGCGGAGGGUGGCAAGAACCAGAGAACCUUCACACCCAGAGGAUCAAUAAACUGCUGGAGUAUUACCACCAACUGGCACAAAGAGAGAAGCUUGAACGUGACCGAAAGAAACUGGUUAGACGUAGAAACUACAUGCCCUUGGCUUUUUCUACACACACUAUACAUGUGGUGGACAAGUAUGGCUUGGGUACCAGACUGCAGCGACAGCGAGCUGGUGCUCCAAUUAUUAGCCUCGCCGGACCAACGUUGAAAGAAACAGAUGACCACAAGGAGAUCAAGAUCGAGCCUGCCCAGGCAUUGGAGGAGGUUGAACCUCUGCCUGAGGAUUACUACACCAGACCCAUUAAUCUGCCCGAGGUGACGACCCUUCACCAGCGACUGCUGCAACCAGACUUCCAGCCCAUCAAUGCCUCCCAGCUGUAUCCCAAACACAAGCAUCUCCUCAUAAAACGCUCUCUGCGUUGUCGGAAAUGUGAACACAACUUGAGCAAGCCCGAGUUUAACCCAACUUCCAUCAAGUUCAAGAUCCAGCUUGUCGCAGUUAACUACGUUCCAGAGGUACGGAUUCUGACCAUUCCCAACCUGCGCUUCAUGAAGGAGAGCCAGGUGCUUCUGACCCUGACAAACCCGGUGGAGAAUCUCACCCACGUGACCCUGCUGCCGUGCGAGGAGUCCGACUCUGACGUUGCCGACAGCACUGCCAAGGUGGUGCUCCCCUCCAAUGAGAUUGUCCUGGCGGGGAAGGACGCAGCGGCAGAGUACGACGAGCUGUCAGAGCCGCAGGAGUUCCACGACCACCCCGACGUGGUGGCGUUCCGCAAGGCCAACAAGGUGGGCGUGUACGUGCGGGUGGUCCCCCAGAACGACAGCGGUCCCGUCACCGUCAGCUUCCGGCUCCGACACAACUUCCCCACCCCCCCCGGGCCCCUGCGUCCUCCCGACCAGCCCGACUCCCCCCCUGACACUGUGUGGCUCACACAGACCCUCCAACUCACCCUAGGCCCCCUCGCUCCCUGAGGUUGGGGAGGUCAGACCCCCUCCCCUCCUCACUCCCCCCAUAACUACCACAUCCCUCCCCUCCCCCGUUCACACUAGUUCUGUUAUUCCUCCCAUGACACCCUCACUCCCCCCUCUCCCCCUUCCUCCCCUCUUCUCUCCCCCCACCCACCUCCCCCCCCUCUCCUCUCCCCGUCCCUUUGCUCUGAUUCCCCCAUCCCCAGCAUGGCACAUAGCUCACAGUUUAGCCCCGGUACAUCCGGCCCCCACCGCUGCGUCUGUCCCCGCUCCCAGACACCAGCUGAAGUUCAGACCAGACGUGUCUCAGACAGAUUUUCAGGCGGAUAAGAUCCGUCCCAGACAAUCAGACGGCGUCUCAAGAUGCGGAACAGAGAGGGUCCCAGACAGAUAGACGGGGCCAGACGCCGUCUUGGACGGACCGACAAAUUGCCAGACAGAUGGAGGACAGACACAGAGUAGACGGAGACAGAUGAGGUCUUAGACAGUGAGGGUCCCAGAUAGACAGGCGGGAAGCAGAGGGGUGACAGCCUGCUCUAGCACGGUUACCCCCUCUCCCCGUGGUGAAUGUGCUGCCUUCCCCCCUCGCUGUGGGCACACCAUGGUGUGGGACAAAAAGGCCGUUCUGCCUGUCUAUCUCCCUCCCGUGCCCCGGUCCGGCUCGUGACUCCGCUUCCCGUAACCGCUGUGCUGUCACUGUAGAUGUCCUAACAUAUUCACAUGUAACUUAUGUAUUGACUGAAUAAACAUGCGUGUAACCCUC